AUGCCCGGGAAAGAACUACUAGAUCCUUGUGUAGAUUGCCGCGAUGCAGAAGCCAGUUUGACAUUGAGGCGGCGGCGUCUCUGCAAGGACUGUUAUAUUAGAUUCGUGUCGUACAAGGUCUUCAAGCGCAUGGAGAAGUUUCGCUUGAAUAGAGGCUUAUCGAAAGUCACCCCGUGCAAGCUGCUCUUUCCCUUUUCCUACGGUCUCUCCUCGUCGGUAUUGUUGCACAUAUUGCAUGAUCAACUUGAAACUCAGCGCGCGAAAACACAUGGUACUCCGGGCUUUAGCUUACAUGUACUCGUCAUCGAGCCGUCAACUAUCUCGCCCUCAAACCCUCCGGACGACGAGGCUUUCGGGUUGGCUCAAAAAUCUUUUCCUUUGUGCUCCUUUACCCGGGUUCCCUUUCACAGUAUCUUCGAUCUCGUACCUGAUUUCAAGGAGACGAUGUCUCAGUUUGCUGGCAACGGAUUUGUGGAUGACAUCACCUUGUCGAAUGCAGAGCGUCUCGAUGCAUUUCGCUCGUGUAUCGCAACAUCCACUUCGAAGGCUGAUGUUGAUUAUACCUUGAUGAACCGACUCAUUGUGGCCUUUGCAAAGAAAAUGGAUUGUCAGACAGUCAUAUGGGGAGACUCGGAUAGUAGACUUGCUGCGAAAACUCUUGCUAAUGUUGCAAAAGGGCGCGGCUCUUCAGUAAUCUGGCAGGUCUCCGAUGGAAUGUCACCGUUUGGUCUGGAGUUCAACUUCCCCUUGCGGGACAUAUUCACGGCAGAGCUAAGGGAUUAUGCUCGUUUCUUUCCAGAGCUCACCAGCCUCAUCGUACCAGAUGAACCCCUUUCCGAAAAUACUCUAACCAAAAAUCUAUCUAUCGACGACCUAAUGAUGCGGUACGUCUUGACGCAGGGCGAGAAAUAUCCCGGUGUCAUGUUGAAUGUGACGAGGACUGCGAACAAACUCGACGUUUCCCAAAUGCCAUCCGAUGUGUCGCACUGUGCUUUUUGCGGUGCUCCUUUGAUGAAUGAGGCUGGAGCAUCUCAAUUUUGCUACGCAUGCACUCGGUCACGACCGAGUACGACCUCGUAA
Aspergillus alliaceus is the source of this 1080-nucleotide messenger RNA. RefSeq lists its product as uncharacterized. The record is from RefSeq and is a predicted model, not a curated record. Lineage: Eukaryota; Fungi; Ascomycota; Eurotiomycetes; Eurotiales; Aspergillaceae. Bases 1 to 1080 code for a protein of 359 amino acids. Gene Ontology annotation, biological process: tRNA wobble position uridine thiolation. The transcript is spliced from 2 exons. Gene Ontology annotation, cellular component: cytosol. Gene Ontology annotation, molecular function: tRNA binding; sulfurtransferase activity.